AAGGACUUGGAGACCUGGCUGAUCAUGAUCGUUUGACUGGUACUAGAGGUGCUGUAGCUGUACAAGAACAACUCUGAUAACACAUACUUGCUAAACAAAGGACUUGGAGACCUGGGUGAUGAAGAUUUUCAAAUGAAGGUGGGAUGCAACUCAACAUCUGCCUCCCUAGGUCUAUCGACUUUUCAAUUGGAACCUUCCCUGAGCAAUGAUGAAGCAUCUUCAGAGGUUUCUUGCUGAUAAGCCCUCUUGCUUCUGGAGGGUGGUCCUCUUAAUGCUCCGACUUUUUCUUCUUCCUAUUACGACAGCACCUGCUGUGUGCACUAUUUUUGCGUCUUCCUCAUUGGUAAGGAGGACCAGUGGUGGUACUCUUAAUCUCUCUUCUUCCUCUUCGACAGGACGAAUUGGCACGACUGGCAAUGGGAGGACAACGAGGACAACCACGAGCCUGUUAGCGGACUUUAGGCAGAGGCUGAUCCGGAUAGAAGCGCAGCUACUGGCACUGCAGUCUCGAGGACUACCGUUCUCUGAAGGACAGUCAUCUUACGGAUGGGAUUUCAUUUUUCUUGUAGCGGGGCUAUAAUUGAGUAUUCGAAGAUGACCAUGGCGGUCGGUCGAUUACGAAUUUACUUUGGCUUCACCUUCAUAAUUAUAGCGUAUAGCAUCUGGCACCCCACUUUUUUCUUCUCAAGGAAAACAUUUGAAUUUGUUUGAAUUAUAAUAGCGUUCAAGACGACCAAGAAGACAUCCACAAAAUCAAAAAAAAAGAUCAAAAAGAAAUUUGUGGUCAUUUUUCAAGCACGACGUUCAUAAUUUCGUGAGACGUGGAAGACGGACCUCGAAUCGAUGGCUUCACAAUCAAAUCCGUGGUAUACGAACUACCGACUCCCUGAAUGAGAGCUUUACGACGGCCAGAUCUAAGUAGUAGAGGUCGCAUGAUUACUAGCUUUAGCGGUGCGAGUACACAUAUUGAGUCAGAGUGAGAGUGCACGAUGAAUAUUUAAUACGAUAAAAGUCGAUAAAAGAAGAGUCGGAGUGCUACAACUAAUAUGUCGUACAACAUGAGCAACAACACGUAGGCUCUUACAAAAGAAACUGUAACCUAGUUUACCUUUCCCUCUACCUGCUAAACAUUCACCUCCUCGAAGUUCUCCUAGUACCAAAAAAAACUAAAGGUCCUGCUACAUGAUGUCUAGAUUCCUCUAGUACACGAUGAAUAUUCUGCUUGGUGUUAUGUAUCAUCUGAUAGAAAGUAAAACGAUGUUCUUUUCACUGAGUCACUUCUGUUCAUAGCUGCAAGUUAGUUCACAGAGAAAUCCUCUUCGAACUCCUCAAGAUAUUACUAGGAUUUAGUUUAUUUUGAUGUGGAUGUCAUGUGCUAUAGGACGAAUUAGAAUUAGACCAACCAGGGUGAUCGAGUAAGGAUUGCAAUACGAAGCGUACACAUGACAUUAGACCAACGGCCACUGGUGACCAAGAACGUAUGAAAAUUAAUCAAUCUAUGUGUAAAAAGUAAAUGUAAAAGAUUAUGCCUUCUCUAAGUUCUCUGCAUCUUCUAGAAGUGCUAGAUCAACAGGACGACGACGAGGUGCACAAGUUGAAUUACUUCUAGACGACGAGGAUGCCACUUCUUCGCCGGAAGUUAUUCCCAUUCUUAGGGCUGGUUUUUCACUGUCCCGUGAGUGGGGAUCAUGCAUGCUCGAUGCUGGCUGAGAAGUCCUUGAUUUACAGGUGAAACCAAAGGUAAUAAAGCGGGUACUAGGCAUCUCACUCAACCCGUGACAUCAGUGGAAGACUAGCUUUAAUUUUCGUGCCGAAUCCGCGCCAGCACUACUGGCCUCGGCACAGGAGGAAGCAAUUAGUACCUAUUCUGGAAUUCCCGACUCUGGAACUCCUGUUGCCGAACUGAUCCCUGUUGCCGAACUGAUCCCUGGUGAGCAACGACCCUACUUAAGACUUCUGGAAGUCUCCCAUUUUGCAAACGUGACAGUGGCGGAACAUUUAAACUACAUUUAAUAUUACGCAGGUGGACCUCGACCUUCAUUCUAGCACGACCUUCAUUCAAGCAUGCUGGUGCUGGACCUUCUUCAUUUAAGGGGGAAGCGGGUCCAGGACGACGACUUUCAAGAUAGAUUUUGGGAAGGUGGUGGGUCGAACUCCAAGAACUUAUUUUUACUAAUAUAAAUAGAAAUAAUUAUAGUAACGAGCUGCAAAGGAAGAUCGGGAGUUGUUUCUUCCAUAUGAAUGUUAGUUGAAGUGCAUGAAAAUAUGGAUGUUUCUAUUAGUCACGUACACAGCUUUAGCAUAAUCCACUAUUGAAAAUAAAGUUUGUUUACAUCAGCUACACAAAAAGUUAAUUCUAUUACUUUUUAUACUUUAGCAAAGGCUGCUUCCAACACCAUCCAGCGAAGAUCGGGAGUUGUUUCUUCCAUCAUCAAAAACUGGCUGUCCGUGGCCACGUAACUGUGCCGCAACGACAUUAGCUGGAUUCAAGAAACUACUCCGUCGCCGCGAACGGACUUCUGGCUGUGAACUAGAUUUAUGAGGCAUAAUUCAAAGCAAAACAAAAACUAGUAGGAAGAUGGAAGUGCUUAGCUUCGAUUAAGUAGUAAACUUUUCGACUAGUCGCUAGUGCUAAGAAAGUUGUCAAAGCUUCUUCAUCUACGGAUUGAAAUCAUACCUGCUCGUGAUAAAUUGAGUACGCACUAACAUCAAUGAGAACUUACGCUUGACGAAUCCUUUCGAUCAAGAGAAAUGUACCUCUACUUGGUCUGAAAAUAUUUUUUGCCUACUAGAAGCCAUUUUCAUCUAGUUACCUAGAACUAGAAGUACCUGCUUCAACUAAUUGAUUCUAAUCAGAAACAUGGACAUGGUACUAUCUUUAUUUAUUUCGAGCAGGAGGAGGAGCACGCUUCUUCUAAAUAUACCUUCAGGUGGAGCUGCUCCACCUUGUGGUGCUCAAGAAGAUCUCCAUUGUGGUUCAGAAAUUUCCGUUCCGAAAGAUUUUUGUUGUCCUAUCACCUUGGACAUCAUGGAAGAACCCGUUUGCGCAUAUGGAGAGCGGCAGUCCUAUGUUAAGGAGGGUGUGUCUCGUGUCGGUGUUCCACGUACUUACAUCUUGCUGAAGUAUAUCUCAUGUCUUUUGCCGCGGUUAUGAGGAUCUGUACAAUGCAACUAGCUACGGUAAUGAGCACGCCCAUAAGCGUAACAUAGGACUGCCGUUCUCCAUAUGUCUGCGCUUAUCAUGGAGAGCGGCAGUCCUAUGUUAAGAGAAAUUACUUAGAAGUGCUAUUACCAGGAGAACUCAGUUCUCUGAGAAGCAGAGCCACAGGAUCGAAUGUAGGUACAGGAUCCUGUGCUGUUGGGUCUAAAGAAUACAGGAUAAACAUAAAGUACGCGGCUCAACAAACACGCCUACGCUACUUAACUACGCUAAUAAUUGAGUAAGUAGAACUUACGCCAACACCUUAUGCUAGGCACAUUCAUUCACUCAUUCACUCACUCACUCACUCACUCAUAGAGCUUGUUACAAUAUUGUAGUAAGUACUUUAUUCUACUUAUUGUAAGUAGUAGUUCCACCAUGUAGUUCUAGUUCAUUCCUUCAUAGAACUUGUUGUAGUUGGAGAACUUGCUGUUGUAUAGUAUUAUGUUUUGUGACAGCUUCGACAAAUCGGCUCUGUAAUCGGUUGCUGUACCUCAGGAUUUCUGUAAACUUAGAUUCUGUGUGCAGUUCCCUGCCCAGGGAAUUGGGUUCUCCACAAGAGGCUUAGUUGGGCACUAAGCUUCGGAGACGGGAGGGAAGCCUGCAGGAGGUGCUUAUGGGCUUCCCCCUGACCUCACCUUUCUUCUGUCUUCAGGAGAUACACUAUCCUGAGUACAACAAAGUACUAAUACUGUUUUAGACCUUCUUUCAAUCCCUAAGCCGCCACUAGAUACCCAACUUCCUCCUAUGUAACAACUUUGUCUCUUCGCCUUGCCUUUCCAAUCACACCACCUUAGGACUAUGUACAAAAGAAACAUUUAAAAAUGACCUCCCGGCAGCAGAACGAGCGGAGUACUCCUCUGCGCAGAUGCGGUUAGUUUCUUUCUUUGAGUGAAGUAGUUUCUUGAAUUCUAAGGCCAAUGCGCUUGUUGUAGAACUACUACAAUAAGAAUGAAGAGGAGUACUACUUACAAUAAGUAGAAUAAGGAGCAGAGGAAGUGUUUUGAGCAGUUUUCUAAUCGUAAACGGGAUGCAUUGAAGGAACACCUGAUUCGUAGCGGGAGACGAAUGAGCACACCCAUGAGGAGUGAUUCUUUCGAGAGCUUUGGGGGACGAGCACCCAUACCCGGUCGCCACCCUUCUAUUGUCUAUUGUUAUGAGCACCAAGAGUACCCGGUUGGCAUCUCCUGGUUACUCACGUGAUUGAUAUUCUAACAUUCCCCAGUCGUAGCCGGAGAGCGCAGGCAAGCCGAACAAAAGAAUCGACGCAGGAGAUCAACGAGAAAGGAAGCUGGACUAAGGCCCCUCUUCUUAUUUCUAGACUUUUUCCCCCCAUGCUGCAAUUACAACUAUGGGGUAAAUGGGUAAACUACUACUACUACUACAAGAACUGUGAUCCAUUCAUUCUCAUGAUUCUUGAUCAUGUGUUUCCCUUUCCGAGAAGGAGCAAGUACAGCAAGUAGAUUAUACUUCUGUCCUUUCUCAAUGCCAUUCUAAUAUUUACAUAUAGUACUAGAAGAUCACUUCUUGCUUCUCAGUCACAGUCUACUCCAAGUUCUAGAAGAGCACUUGCUUCUCAGUCACAGUCUAUUCUAAGUUCUAGAAGAGCACUUGCUUCUCAGUCACAGUCUAUUCUAGGUUACGUCCAAUCUACUUAGAAUGAGUAGAUGAGCACUUAUUUCAGUCUGUAGAUAACUUACUACUUGAGCACUUGGGUAGGAUUCUAAUGCAAGCAAGCUCGCCUGAUCGAUCCGUGAGAACGCUGCUGAAUAGUUCGCCGAAAAACAUCGUCACGCUGACCAAGGUCGAAAGAGCACGUCUCAAGAAAUCAGUACAAAAAGUUAAGAAGACUGGAGGUGGUUGAGCUGGAGGUUGAGGUUGUACUUGUAUCAAUGUUACGAAUUGUUCCUUCGGCAUAUCUUUCUUUCUUUUCUUGACAACUAAGAAACGACAACAGCUCGCUUUGCUAUUCCUAUCGAUAUGCAUAUCUAUCUAUUCAACAAGAACUCGAUGCAUUUUGGCCGCGCCAGACUUUUCCCAGACUUAGGGGACGAUUUUUUUAGUCCGAAAAAAAAAAAAGUGUUUUGACCCAUGAAAAAAGUUGCUUUUCGCCGGUCGAUAUCUGUUUAAUUUAGUCAGUCGAAUUCUGUCGAUUUUGAUCGACCGUUUUCGAGUAAUUAUUUUUUUCGUUUACCUCCAAACAUAUUUUUUCUACAACGAGCAGAAAAAGCAGAAAAACGAAGCGCGGUUUCCGGCCUCAGUGGCCUAGCAAAAGCGAACGUCGCUGCUAGUGUUCGUUGCCGGUUUGGAAUUUACUGAAGGGCGGCUCCUGGCGAAGAUUUCUAUGCUGCGUCUCUUGGACAGAAACAGAAGAAGAAGAACGGCAGGGACAAGAGAGGGGGCCGGACUUGGCUGGCCUCUCUAUAGCCAGGCAGCGAGGGCUUCGGGCUGCCCUGUUUUCUAGAGGAGUCACGCCUUGGGCUUGCUCUAGCCCUUAUGGCUUAGGCUUAUGACCAAGGUCGCGCAUCAGUUUCGGCAUAUGUAUCGCGGUCAUGCAUUCACAACGAAGCGAGGCAAGAUCUUACGGCUACGGGCAACGGUAUGACCCUCAACGAUCUCGCUGCGAUUCGCCUCCACUCCCGGCGAGUCCCUGCCGUCUGUUGCUGUUGGUGCUCAGUAAGUUAAAGUCUAGGCAUGGCAAUGCUAACGAGAACGGCUAUGGGAUAUGAGGACGAGCUAUCCGCAUCCGCGUCAGUGGCUCCAAGCGCGAGGGGCCUGCUGGCUCUGGAAGAUCAAAGAAGAUCGAAAACGCACCGAACGCAGUCGCGACAUGGAAGCGGAAGGCGAUCGCCUGCCAGGUACUGGUAUGGAGAUGCGCAUCGCAAACGCAGGCGCCAGAUGAGGCUGAGAAUGGUCAGCGCUUUCGGACUUGCCUUUACCGUUACCAGAAAAAACCAGAUCCGGAUCGAAUGCGAAUGGCGUCGCCAUUGGGGAGCAGCGCCAGGACAGCUCAGACUAGGAGCGAGCGCGGCUCAGUCUCAAGAGCGGAACCCGAGAGCCGAGAGCGAGGGGAUGAAGAUGAACAGACGAAAACGAAAAGAGGCUACAGGUGCAGCUACUGCGGCAGGCAGUCGCGCGCGCAGUGCUGGCGCAAGUAGUCGCACUGGUAGAGGCGGACCACAGCAAUCGCAAAGCUGUAGAGCUGGGAGACUCUCAUGGUUCUGCUAACAAUGUCAGCGAGGCUCUGACCACUUUGCAACAUUGAAGACCUGCUUCGGCCAUGCCAAAGGCUAUGGAGGUGGGCGAUGGUUAUGGCCGCUGAAGCUGCAGCCGAGACUUGCCUCCGCAGCGGUCGCCGAGCGCCGAGGCCGGCGCCGCAGUCGAUAGCGACGCUUUUCAGACAGCUGGCACUGGCGCUAGCACGUUUCUGCCCCAGUCACCCUGGUACUGCUUAAAGUCGUCAAGAAUCUACUUCGUCAUCAUUCAUCCUCCCCACGAAGUCGAAGAGGCAAACGCGCAAGCAUUACUGCAUGCGCAUCGUCUGACUUGUUACCCGCAUUCUCAACAUGCUCAAGCUCAUUUUCUUCUUCAGCGUGAGCGUGAGGGUACCGCUACCGCUACCAGAGCACAAAUUUUUAAACGAUGCCGGUGAGCGCGAGGGUUAGCGGAAGCGGAUCGCCGUGCGUGGUGCGGUUCUCUUGUGGAGCGUGGUCCUUCUAGUUGUCUGCUGAUCUUCUCCUUCUGCUUCUGGUUGUGCAACCGCGUCUACUUCUAGAUGUACGACUAGCACUGGAACUGGUAUGACUAUGAAACGGCGACGAUCAUGAUGCGCAGAUCUACGUGUAGACCUAGUUCCAGGCACACCUCUCCGCUCUACUUGAAGAGACGGCAGCACCCAUCACCGUCAUGAGUCACGCCAUCGCGAUGACAUUGACACCAUCACGAUCACGCCACCACGGCGCCACCAUGACGGAGCGCGCUUUCUUGCCCCGGUGAUUAUCUCCCUCUUCGUCCGUGCAGGUGCAAGCUUUUAGCGCUACAGCUAGAUCAAGAGCUUUGUCCGGCAAAAGCGCUGGACCUGGAGCGUCCAUUUCGACGUCAGCAGUCUUCUCGCUCUCGCUGUGUUGCUGUUGGCAUUGCGCACCGCGGUGAGCGUGUAAUUACUGCUUGUGGCCGAAGACGCUCGAUGGACCGACGAUCAUGCUGGAAUGAUGACGCUGGUGACGAUCAUGCACAAGACAGGACUGGCCUUCCUUUUACCAGAUAGCGAGAGGAACAGCGCGCGCAGGUGCGCGCCUGAGUCUCUAUCUCAUGCUUGAAGAUGACGGAUAACGCUGUAGCCCCUGACUGCAACACGAUCGCAAUCUUCUCUGCGAAUGCAAAUCCGAUCUCAAGGGCAAGACUGUCCUUGACUUCAUUGCGAUAUCUUCACUCUGGAGGAGGCCGAGGCGCACUCGUAGUAGGGGGACGCUUGCGCUCCACGUUAGCGCCUGCGUGUGCGGCUGUUCUGUGAUCUGUGGUCUGCAUUCAAUUAGAGCCGCCCGGGAGAGCGAUGCUGAAAAGUGGGCACAUAGUGCACAGCGAGCCACAGCCUUAGGGAGAGACAGGACCAAGAUGAGUCUGGGUGCUCUAUUCGUAUCCGACGUGACGUGUACCCUAUCACUAUGACUAUAAGACUAUAGUAGAAUUAGAAUAGUGCUUGCGUUGUUAGUUGUUUUGUAAUUGUGCUUGUAAUCGUAUGCCUUAGCUUUACCCUUUACCUUUACUUCUACGCUUCCCUAUAGCAAUAGCUACCCUGUUACUGAGUAGCUAGCGCUUUACUGUGAACUGUGUGAGCGUGAAUGUCUAUGCCAUGUGUCUGUCUGUGUGCUGCACAGUGUACGCAUGAAAGGCGUGCAUCUAAGUGCGCAAGUACAUGCGCAAACGCAUGCACUUGUAGUCGUGCAGGGUGAUAGGAAUAGAAUGUAGAGGAAGAAUCUAAGUCAAAAUGUGCAAGGUAGACGAAGACGUAGACGCACACGUAGACCGGAAGGACGACUCUCAUCAUUGAGGCAAAGGAAUCGAGGCAGUAGUAGUGGCGGAAGCUUGCAGAGUUGCUGUCUGAAGCAGGUCUAAAUCGAUGGACUCUAGUGCGCUGAAGGCUCUCGAAAGGCAUAAACCGCCAAGAAUUGUGCUGGCAAAUCGAUGGAUUCUAGUGCGCUGGAGCCUUCGCUUAGGAAGGCUUACACAGAAAUCGCCCACAAAUCGGCGGACACUUAUGCAAAGUUUCAAAUUUUCCCUGGCCUCUUUUUGGCCUCUUUUGGCGCCGUGCAGUGGAGGUUGGGAAAAAAAUCUUGCUCGCGAAUGGCCAAAAGUGCCACUUUUGGCGUUCCCAGACUUGAGGACGGACCCGCGCCAGACUUCAGAAAUUUGGCCGAGUGUGGUCCUGUUUCGUGAAGUCUGGGAAAGUUGAACUUUUGCCUUUUCUGAAGUCUGGGAACGCCAAAAGUGGCACUUUUGGCCAUUUGUGAGCAAGAUUUUUUUCCCAACCUCCACUGCACGGCGCCAAAAGAGGCCAAAAAGAGGCCAAGGAAAGUUUGAAACUUUGCAUAAGUGUCCGCCGAUUUGUGGGUGAUUUCUGUGUAAGCCUUCCUAAGCGAAGGCCCCAGCGCACUAGAGUCCAUCGAUUUGCCAGCGCAAUUCUUGGCGAUUUAUGCCUUUCGAGAGCCUUCAGCGCACUAGAGUCCAUCGAUUUAGACCUGCUUCAGACAGCAACUCUGCAAGCUUCCGCCACUACUACUGCCCCGAUUCCUUUGCCUCAAUGAUGAGAGUCGUCCAUCCGGAGCGAUUGGGGCGCCCCUUAUGAUUGAGGCAAAAAGUGGAGGCAGUAGUAGUGGCGGAAGCCUCCGCCGAGAGUGCUCUCAGGAGCAUCCCUAAGUCGAUGCCUAUGCUAUGGGCCGCCUCCAAUGAGAAUGACUACGAAAGGAUCGACUUCAGCGCGCUCGCCCCCUCUCGUCUCUCGCCCUCGCUCUCAAGUCCUCUGUCUCAUAGAUGGAGAAGAAGCGCUGAGACAAAUGCAAGCCAGCGCGUCGAGGUGCGAUGGUAUUUAGGUCGAGGUCGAGGGUUUCGAGUUCUGGCCGAGUUCAGCGAGCAGCGUAGCCUAGCAAUGCUAGCUUCGUAGCGAGAAUCUGAAUCGUAAUCGCAAAAGUGAUGGCGAUCCUCCUGCUGGUAGACGUUGAGGUCGACCGGGUGCUAGUUCUUGUUCCACUUCCACGCAUAAGGCUUAUCGAUAUCGUUCUCCUGUUCGUCACGUCAAGAGGAUCAGGAUGAGAGAGGGCGAGCGUGAAUCAUAUGUCUGCGAGUAGGACCACGACGAGCGAGCCCACGUGCUGCGAGUUCGAGUAUCGAGAUGCUUUUCGUUUUCGAUGUCCACAGCCACACCUACCGCACACCUUCUGCUACGCCGCGUUCUGUUUCUGUGUGAGAGAGUCUAAGUCUUAGUCCGCCUCCAUGCUCCAUCUAAUGCUCAUGGCUAAUCCUAAUCCUGUUCUUGUUCUUGAUGCUGAUGGAUGCUAAUAGAAACAGCAAUCGUAGUGAAAUGGUAGCGCUAUUCUGAAAUGCGAAUCCAAAUGCAAAUGGUACAAGGACGAGCAACAGGGACAGGCCUAGCGUGUCGCUACUACUAUCGCCAUCAGAUCAGUAUCAGACGAAGGCGCUGACGUAGUUCAUGCGCAUGCAAUGCUGAUCCUGAUGGCUGACGGGGAUGGCUCACUCUGGCACUAAUUCUAGCCAUAGGCGUAGUCUCCUCUCUCGGUCUUUUCCUAUCACAAUCUCAAUCGCCGCCCGUAGCUAGUGGAAAGCUGUGUAGUCGUAGUCUCCAGAUGAGAUCUAGCACUGCUAGUUCUAGGAAUAGGUCUAGGUCUAGGGCUUGGGCUAGCGCAAGCGCUAAGACCUAGGUCUAGCCCUAGCUCGAGGCCUGCCUCUAGGUAUAGCUCUAGGCCAAGCUCAAGGCCUAGCAUAGCUCUACUAUAGACCUAGAGCUGCUCUAGGUCUAGCUCUGGCUCUAGCUCUAGCCUCUAGCAGUUGUAUAGAAUUGGUAGUGGGCUAGGCCUAGAUAGAGGCUGAAGUAGUCGCAGUCGUAGUCCUGUUUCUUCUCCUAGUCCUACUCCUAGUGUCCCGGAAGUGAAAGCAUCACUAUCGACUGCCCAUCUUCGCAAACGCUAUGAAGACAGUGAGAACGACUAUGAGUAUGACAAAGACUAUCGCUGUUCUUUUACUUUUCCAUGCCCAUAAAUGAUAAAUCGUAAGCAGAUGGCUGCUGCUUGUGCGCUCCAGUAGGCAGACUCAUACUCGUGCGUGCUGCUCGUAAGGAACGCAAUGCCAAUGCGGAAGCGGGUGAGUAUUCCCCCGAAGGCCGAAGGUGAGAACUCAGCUCCAAGCUGCUGACGCUGAUCCAGAUCCCAUACGCCUACGUCGACUACUUAAGCGUCUGCGUGUAGAUGUACGCCGUGCACGUACUUCGUACGGGUGGGACUGGAAGUGCUUCGACAUGGAGAUCGAGGCGGACGCGUAGACCUACAGCUACGCCUACUCCUUCACCUUCAGCCUCGGCAGCAGCUACAUCUUCUCCAUCUACUUCUUCUACCACAGCCACACCCACGGCGACUACUUCUGCUACUACUAAGGCUAGCACCACUAGAAGCAGGGCUAGCAGCUCCUCCCCCUCACGAUCCCGCUAGCGCGACGGCUGCGGCUACCGUUACGCCUAGGUAGAGGCGCUUGCUUCUUGCGGUUGAAGCUCCGGCCGAUAGGUCUCUUUUUCAGCCUCCAACUCGGGCCCCAUGUCUAUGCUGUCGCCGUCUCGUCUUCACUCGGCACCAAGCUCCCGGCGCGCGGCGAAAAGAACAAGAAAAACGAGUGCCAGGCGAGGACGUGAACGGCAGGCGGAAGACCAUAGCCACCAAGGGGCAACGCAGUAGCGCAAGGGCCUCAACAUGGACGGGAGGGGCUAGGACUAGCAAGAGGAUGAGGAAGAGCAAGAGCAGCCAGCAAUAAACAUAGCGUAUAGCAAUCCCAGCGCCAGCCGUAUGCUUAUGCUAUGGGUAUGAGUGUGCGCGUCUGUAUGUGUAUGAGCAGAGCAGAAAGAACUCACUGGAGAACGGGACCGCAAGCGCGACCGAAAUCGGAAAUGGAGCCCAAUCUUAUGAGCGCGCGCAGGUGCGCGAGGAGCUGAAGCGAAGGGAAGCGAGAGCAAGAGCGAGGGGCCGUCUCAGAUCCAUGACUCAGCUGCCUCUCUGCGAGGAGGAGUGGGCCCUUCGUGGAGGUACGGCGACAGCGUUCGCAAUGUCUCGGCUUCGCGCUCGGUUGGUGUAAGUCGUAAGUGAAAAGGUAACUGUAAGACUACGCGCGUGAAGUUGAGGCCUGAACUCGAGCAGUCGCCAUAAAAGUAAGCGACAGCUCUCAGCCCAAGGCUGACACUGAAGCCGGAGCCACUGAGUCGCUUUUUUUUUCCAAUGAAUAAAGCAAAAAAGAAAAGACGAAGAGCGUCGGCGUCUGACAGGCCGAAGCCUCUAUCAGAAGUUGAGCACUGUCUGGGAGUCGGCUGGCACUGCUCGAAGGGUGUUCGUUUUUGUCGCUUUGCAUUGAAGAAAUGCAGAAAGCUGACACCGGCAGCCGAGUAGCUGGCGAGUAGGCUGAAAGAGCAACUUUUUUCCCCAGCGAUGGAGUUUUUUUUUUUGUGUGGUUUCGGGAGCUCUGAUUUCUUUGAAGUCACUUGUUAAAUAUGUUUUUUUUUCGUCCGUAAAUAAGAAUUUUUUUUCAUAGGUCGAAAAAUUUUGGUCCCUAAGUCUGGGAAAAGUCUGGGAACAGCAAAAUGCAUCGAGUUCCUGGUGAGUAGAUAUCUAUUCGUCUUGCUAAAAAAGGUAUUACAUACAACUCUCGUUAACUACAUCGUCAUCUACAUCGUCAUCGCUUUCGAUUAUAGGAGAGGAACCAACCAUAUCUUCUAAUGAGGGAGAAACCUGCUGUUUCGACUUUCUGGAAAAAUUGUACUACACCCUCUGCACAAGUCCGGAAUACGUCAGACCGAAUACAAAACUGAAAAAAGAUUAUGAGAGCCGUGAAAAAACAAUUGGAUUGUUAUAGUUUUAAUAGCAGUGCCUUUGAUGAUGAAGGUAGCACCACCUCCAGAGGCAGACUGUUGUUCUAAGUUAAUUAUUAUAUGAUGAUGAAGGUAGCACCUCCAGAGGCAGAGGCAGACUGUUGUUCUAAGUAAUAUGAUGAUGAAAGUAGCACCAGAGGCAGACUGUUGGUCUACUUCUAAGUAAUUAUAUGAUUAAAAAUUGCAGUGGCAGUUUUCUAAGAAAAAAUCAUUCUCUUCUUUCUGGAGAAUCCGCACUUAGUGCCUGACGAGUGGAUGGAACAAGCUCUGCAGUAGCAUUUCGCUGGAAGAUGACGGUGAGUAGCGUUUUGCUGUAGAAGUUCAGUUUUCGAUGAUAUUGAGAAUUUUCAUAUUGGGAAUAUUGAUACAUAUUGGGAAUAUUGAUAUGGGGAAUAUUCACAUUUGAUUUUGGUUCCUACCUAGACGACCAGCUGCUCUAGUUGUACAAGUGUUGUUGUCUGUUGGAUACCUGUAUACCUGUCUUUUACCAUGCUGGAUGUUGUCAGGAUUUGCUUGCGAGGACCACCUUUGGCCGAUAUUUGUUUGCGAAUAUUACCAUGAGGACUUCUUUCCAAAUUUAUUUGCGACUGUUGCCUGAGUGUCACAUCGACAAGGGGCAAUGAAUUUUAGGCAGAUCAUGU
Amoebophrya sp. A25 is the source of this 12979-nucleotide messenger RNA. Lineage: Eukaryota; Dinophyceae; Syndiniales; Amoebophryaceae. The record is from the annotation of a GenBank genome assembly.